AAUAACAUGUUUGAUGCUGGCAGAAAAACACUUUAGUAACUCUUCAAGCAAACCGAUAAUUUCAACCCACUUGUACAGUAGCUGUCAAAUAUUUGGAGGAUAUACGGUGAAGCCAUGGUUCACCUUUCAAUAGUGUUGUUGGUAUUGUUUCCUCUCCAGAGCUCAACACUCGCCUUCCAAAAUGGCUCAGCGCCCUUCCUGCGGACUUUCUCUGGUCACUUUGUAACAUUCACUGAUGAUCCUGUAGACUACCUCGACCUGUCUGUAUUAGACAGUUUGAGGGAUGACGGGGAGUUGGGCUCGGGGUCGGAGCAGGAGCCGGUAAAAAAACACGGCCCGCACCGCCAUCCCCAGAAGCACUAUUUUGUCUCGAAGGAAGCUAAAGGUUUCCUCCAGGGUUGCCUAGCAACAACCUUUGUCCCCACCGUUUACACCAUCGUCUUCAUCAUCAGCGUGCCCCUCAACCUUGUUGCCAUGGUGAUGUUUGUGCAUCACGUGCGUCCCAGAAAACCAGCGGUGAUCUACAUGCUGAACCUGGCCUGCGCUGACCUUCUGUUCGGCCUGCUCCUUCCCUUCAAGAUCGCCUACCAUUACAAUGGCAACAACUGGAUAUACGGCUCCUUCAUGUGCAGAGUUGUCACCGCGGCGUUCUACUGCAACAUGUACUGCUCUGUCCUGCUCAUGACGUGUAUCAGCGUUGACCGUUUCCUGGCUGUGGUUUACCCCAUAAACUCGCUGACGUGGCGCAGACCUCAGACGGCGUCAGCUGUGUGUGCUGCCAUGUGGCUGUUGGCCCUCGGAGGAGUGUCCCCUCUCCUCAUCUCUGGGCAAACCGUCUAUUUGUCAGACCUGGGCAUCACCACCUGCCAUGAUGUGCAGGAUGUGGAGAAACUACAAGCUUACUAUCUUUACUUCUUCCCCAUCUACUCCUCCAUCUUCUUCUUCAUCCCCCUUGUCUUCACUGCCGUCUGUUAUGUGCGUAUCAUUCAGGCUCUGGCAGCAGUCAACGUUGUGAACCGCUCCAGGAAGACUCGAGCCGUGGUGAUGGCAGUGGUGGUGCUGGUGGUGUUUGUGGUCUGCUUUACCCCCACCAACAUCAUCCUGAUGGUUCACUAUGUUAAGCUGUCCCACAGGUCCAGCGACAGUUCCUACAAGGCGUACCUGCUCUCCAUGUGUGUAUGCAGCCUCAGCUGCUGUCUGGAUCCAGUCCUCUAUUACUUUGCCUCCUCUCAGUGCCGGAAGCAGGUGGCGGCACUGCUCGGAUGUAAGAGACUGGCUCAAGCAGGGAGCAGCUCAGGAACACAGAGUACAAGAACCAGCGGGCUGAGAGACAGCAGCAGGUCAUGUAAUAUGGAGAGCGUUCAAACUGGCCUGGAGAGCCAUUACAGCCGGCUGGUGGCUUAACCUGCUGCUGAGAGACUUACAGAGGAAAUGUGUAUUUUGAUCGUUACGAAGGAAAUGCUUGGGUUGGAUCAAAAGAGUGUGACAGUGCCUGGUUAUUUGCACUUAAAUCAGUUUAUUGGCUGCAUCAUGGUUUUUGUUGUUGUUAUUUUGUAAUCACGGGAGAUAUCCACCCGUACGACAGUGUGUGAUAUGUUUGAUUCAUCUCACAGACAGCAUAGUACAACAUUUUCUGUCAAUCUUUUCAGAAGUUUAUUUCAUAUUCUUGUUUCCAGUGAAUCAUAGGAAUCAAACAGUGGGUGUAUAAUAAUAAAGUUUUAAUCUGGAAAACAUUA
Cottoperca gobio is the source of this 1736-nucleotide messenger RNA. RefSeq names its product coagulation factor II (thrombin) receptor (gene f2r). The coding region runs from base 115 to 1404 and encodes 429 amino acids. Gene Ontology annotation, molecular function: thrombin-activated receptor activity. Gene Ontology annotation, biological process: positive regulation of Rho protein signal transduction; blood coagulation; positive regulation of blood coagulation. NCBI's taxonomy places the organism in Eukaryota, Metazoa, Chordata, Actinopteri, Perciformes, Bovichtidae. The transcript has 2 exons. Gene Ontology annotation, cellular component: plasma membrane. The record is from RefSeq and is a predicted model, not a curated record.